Messenger RNA from Ostrinia furnacalis (Asian corn borer), 1290 nucleotides. RefSeq lists its product as uncharacterized. Bases 1 to 1290 code for a protein of 429 amino acids. Lineage: Eukaryota; Metazoa; Arthropoda; Insecta; Lepidoptera; Crambidae. The record is from RefSeq and is a predicted model, not a curated record. The transcript has 2 exons.
AUGAGAAGUCCAACGGGAUCGUUGAUCGCGCAGAACACCACAUUGGGGUGGAUCGUUUCAGGUGUAGUUGACACUGCCAAUGUAACUGAAGAAAAGAAUAACAAAUCUAAGGCCAUUUCAAGAAAUAUAACUGUCAUGCACGCACAAGUAAAUGAGGACGACAUUUUAAGGAAGUUUUGGGAAAUUGAAGAACAACUACCUGAUAAACGGACUAUCCUAACCGAAGAAGAACAACGCUGUGAGGACUUCUUUACAAGCACCACAGUGAGAACACCCGAAGGUCGUUACAUUGUGAGGUUACCAUUUCGUGGAGAUCAACCGCAAUGCACGAAUCACGGGUCUAAAGAUAUCGCAGAAGCUAGAUUUAGAUCUUUGGAAAAAAGAUUCGCAAAGGACAAACACCUAAAAGAAAAGUACACAGAAGUAAUAAAUGAAUAUCUAACUUUAGACCACAUGAGGCCAGCCAAUGAGAACAUAAAGGAAAAUGAAGCAACUUAUUUACCACAUCACGCUGUUGUACGAGAUGAUAAAACGACAACAAAGGUUCGAGUGGUAUUUAAUGCCUCAGAGAAGAACAAGAAAGGCGUAUCAUUAAACGAUACUCUUAUGAUUGGCCCCACUAUACAAGCGGACCUUCGCCAUACUGUGAUGCGAUGGAGAGAACACCCGAUUGCUUUAGUAGCGGACAUCGUCAAAAUGUAUCGCCAGGUUUUAGUAGCAGAGGAAGAUGUGAAGUACCAACGUAUCCUGUGGCGCGACGAACCUGAAAAACAAAUAAAGGAAUAUGAAUUACUGACAGUUACUUUUGGAACAGCAUCGGCGCCUUACCUUGCGGUCAGAGUGUUGCAGCAAAUCGCCAUGGACGAAGGCCAAGAAGUUCCUCAAGCUGCUGAAAGGAUUUUACAGAGCUUUUAUAUGGACGAUCUGAUGACUGGUUGUUCAAGCGUCGAAGAAGGUGUAGAGCUCUAUAAUCAGUUAAGCAAAUUAUUAGAAAAAGGCGGAUUUAAAUUACAAAAGUGGAACAGUAAUGAUAAAACGUUAGUUGAAACUAUCAAGGAGAAGGAAAGGGAAAGUGACGGGUUAGUGACAGAGGAGGUGAUAGAAGGAAAUAAGGACAGGGAUACACAAAAACCAGAACAAACAGAACUAAAACUCAAAUUAGACCAAACAGUAAAAAUAUUAGGACUUACCUGGAAUCGCGACGACGACUUCCUGCAGUACUCGCCUUCGUUCUCUGCUUCACAAGUGGGUUUCGAUUCAAUGCAGAAUGCUCUUCUAAUCCCUAAAUAA